Gopherus flavomarginatus (Mexican gopher tortoise) is the source of this 1413-nucleotide messenger RNA. RefSeq names its product translocating chain-associated membrane protein 1-like 1. Lineage: Eukaryota; Metazoa; Chordata; Testudines; Testudinidae. The coding region runs from base 126 to 1241 and encodes 371 amino acids. Gene Ontology annotation, cellular component: endoplasmic reticulum membrane. The transcript is spliced from 11 exons. Gene Ontology annotation, biological process: SRP-dependent cotranslational protein targeting to membrane, translocation; protein insertion into ER membrane. The record is from RefSeq and is a predicted model, not a curated record.
UGUGGGCGGGUAAUUGGGGGACAGCGGUGUUUACUGUGCGGGAGGUGGGGAGGGUGUUGAGAAAGAGGUAUCAUCCGUGUUCUGGACCCGGACCACUGCCUAGGCCCUUGGGGGCUACUAGCACCAUGGGGCUCCGGAGGAAGAACAAGAGCCCGCCCGUGCUAAGCCAUGAAUUCGUGAUCCAGAACCAUGCGGACGCCGUGUCCUGCCUAGCUAUGGGCCUCCUGCUGGGGCUUAUGUUCGAGGUCACAGCCAAGUAUGUCAUCAUCUUUAUUACUGUGCAGUACAACGUUACCUACACCACUGAUGACAAGAGUGAACCCAUUCAUUUCUAUGAAUAUGGUCCAAAAGACAUUGCCACCAUUUUCUUCUAUAUGCUUAUAGCCAUUAUUCUGCAUGCUGUGAUCCAAGAAUACGUACUAGAUAAAAUUAAUAGACGUCUCCAUUUGUCAAAAACGAAGCACAGCAAAUUCAAUGAAUCGGGGCAGCUAGCAUUUUUCCAUUUGUUUUCAUUUGCCUGGGGAGCAAGUAUUUUGACUGCAGAAGAAUUCAUGACAAACCCUACCUUGUUAUGGAAAGACUAUCCCCAUUCUCACAUGCUUUUUCAGGUAAAAUUCUUCUAUGUCUGCCAGAUUGCCUAUUGGCUUCAUGCACUCCCAGAAUUGUACUUUCAAAAGAUUCGAAAGGAAGAUAUACCAAGACAGCUAUACUAUAUCUGCCUUUACAUUGCUCACAUAUCUGGUGCCUAUGUAUUGAACCUUCAGCGUCUGGGGCUAAUUUUGCUGGUACCUCACUAUCUAGUGGAACUCAUUUUUCAUGCCUCGCGUCUUUUCUACUUCAGUGAUGAAAACAAGCAGAAAGGGUUUACCCUUUGGGCUUUACUGUUUGUAAUGGCUCGUCUUUUGACCCUAACCUUAUCUGUGCUCACAUUUGGAUUUGGUUUGGCAAGAGUAGAGAAUCCAGGUUUUUCCAUAGCAGACGGAAACUUCAAUGUACUCACUGUGAGGAUUAGUUGCUUGGCUGCAAUUUGUCUAACACAGGCCUGGAUGAUGUGGAAAUUUAUAAAUUUCCAGCUAAAGAAAUGGAGAGAGCACAUCCAGAACCAGAUUCCUAAGAAAAAAAUAACUUAUGCAAAGAGCAAAUCAACAAAAAAAGAACCAAACAGAGCUAACUUUGUCAAUGGAGCAGUAAAAUUAGAAGAUGGAGCAUCACCCAGAACACGAAAAUCAAAAGCAUUAUGAGAUGGAAGCUAAAAUCAGAAGACAACAUUAUUGACAGAAGACUGUGAUUAAAAAAUAUAACCUGUCACUGCAGAAUCAUAGGCUGUCUGUCUUGUUAUGAUUUAAAUGGACACUAUCAAGUUAAAAUAUAUUUUAAACACAUUUUUUAUUAAUACAUAACUUACUAUGAAAA